AGUUCCCAGAGACAGUCAAAUCGGAUUCCUUUGGGAAAGGACACAAAUCACUCCCGUUUGAACAAGGGGAACAGCGAGGGAGCUGUCUCCACAAGGGUCCACCUCUCCUGGUUGAUUUCAUAUUGCUCAUUCAUGUGAUCUGAUCAGAGAAUACUCUUUGUGGAGAAAGACAGGGAAGGAAAGGAGGAGAAAAUAAAGAAAAAAAAGUCUCUGGAUGAUGACAUUUGAUCUAACCCUCAGCGAAGCCCGUUCUUGAUCCUAUUGUUUCUUAAAGUGACAUUAGACUUUUUUCUUGCGCACGUUAGACCAAAGGGAACUCCAGUCUAAUCUCGCAGUUUUUGUUUGUUUGUUGCACGGUGUUCCCAAACCUGGAUGUUGACAUCUCGCGUUUCUUUUGGCACGUCGCUCUGUUUUCUGUUUCAGAGAGGAAGCGCUAAUAGAGACAAACGCGGUGACACCUGCUCACCCAUACACUUCUCCUUGUCUUUUUUUUAACGGAGCGAUCAAAAGAAGCAAGCGCCGACUGAGACGGUGACAGGAGUCUGUUUUCAUGUUCGGGAUUCAAGACAGCAUUCAAAGGAGCGGGAGUAGUAUGAAAGAGGAGCCCAUCGGUGCCGGGAUGAACGCUGUCCGGACAUGGAUGCAGGGUGCCGGGGUGUUGGAUGCGAACACAGCCGCUCAGAGUGGAGUGGGUCUUGCUCGAGCACACUUUGAGAAACAGCCUCCUUCAAAUCUUCGCAAAUCCAACUUCUUCCACUUCGUUUUAGCGCUAUACGACAGACAAGGACAACCCGUGGAAAUUGAAAGAACUACUUUUGUUGGAUUUGUUGAAAAAGAAAAGGAAACUACCGGAGAAAAGACAAACAAUGGGAUCCAUUACAGAUUGCAGCUUCUUUACAGCAACGGCAUCAGAACAGAACAGGACUUUUAUGUACGCCUGAUUGACUCCAUGACCAAACAGGCAAUUAUCUAUGAAGGGCAAGACAAAAACCCAGAGAUGUGCAGGGUCCUGCUGACGCACGAGAUCAUGUGCAGCCGCUGCUGUGACAAGAAAAGUUGUGGCAAUCGUAACGAGACGCCCUCUGACCCGGUCAUCAUUGACAGGUUUUUCCUGAAAUUCUUCCUCAAAUGCAACCAGAACUGCCUAAAGAAUGCAGGGAACCCACGAGACAUGCGGCGAUUUCAGGUGGUGGUGUCUACAACGGUGAGCGUGGAUGGACACGUCCUGGCUGUGUCUGAUAACAUGUUUGUUCACAAUAACUCUAAACAUGGACGCAGAGCUCGCAGGCUGGACCCGUCUGAAGGCACUCCAUCAUACCUAGAACACGCUACCCCUUGCAUUAAGGCCAUCAGUCCCAGUGAAGGCUGGACGACAGGGGGUGCCACAGUCAUCAUCAUUGGUGAUAACUUCUUCGACGGUCUACAGGUCAUCUUUGGCACCAUGCUGGUCUGGAGUGAGCUCAUUACCCCUCAUGCCAUCCGAGUUCAGACUCCUCCCAGACACAUUCCCGGGGUUGUGGAGGUCACUCUGUCCUACAAGUCAAAGCAGUUCUGCAAAGGCACACCAGGCAGAUUUAUCUACACAGCACUGAAUGAACCCACUAUUGACUACGGUUUCCAGCGGCUACAGAAGGUGAUCCCUAGACACCCAGGCGACCCUGAGCGCUUACCAAAGGAGGUGAUUCUGAAGAGGGCAGCAGACCUGGUGGAAGCUCUGUAUGGGAUGCCACACAAUAAUCAGGAGAUCAUUCUGAAAAGAGCGGCGGAUAUCGCAGAGGCGCUCUACAACGUCCCACGUGGACACAACCAACUGUCAGGUCUGGCCAACAGCUCAGUCCACGCUGGCAUGAUGGGAGUCAACUCCUUCCACAGCCAGCUCGCUGUCAAUGUCUCUGAGUCCAUACAAGGAACCAAUCAGGGUUUCAGUCGAAACACAAGCAGUGUAUCCCCUCACGGUUAUGUACCCAGCACGACCCCCCAGCAGAGUAGCUACAGUACCGUCUCUACUAGUAUGAAUGGAUAUGGCAACACAGGCAUGACCACGCUGGGAGGUUCGCCCAACUUCCUCAAUGGCUCUGCUGCCAACUCUCCUUAUGCCAUUGUUCCUUCCAGUCCCACCAUGGCCUCCUCCACCAGUCUUCCCUCCAACUGCAGCAGUUCCUCAGGCAUCUUCUCUUUCUCUCCGGCCAACAUGGUGUCUGCAGUCAAACAGAAGAGCGCUUUUGCUCCCGUCGUGCGGCCCCAGGCCUCGCCGCCCCCCACCUGCACCAGUGCCAAUGGAAACGGCCUCCAAGUAGAUCAAUCUUUUGUGGACUCUAGCAAGUACUCAACCGCCAGCUCCCUGCAGGGACUGGCCUUCUCCUGAACGAUCCCAGGGAUGAUUGUUCCUCCCAUGUAGGGGCUCCUGGGCCGCUGAAGAGGCACAUUUGAUUUCAGCUCUGACCAGAGAAUCUACUCUCUAGGCUGAAGGCAAUUUCUGGUGGAGGAGACAUGAAAACUAAAGUUUUAAAACUCAGGCCUUUUGACAAAGGAAUCUCAUUUCAUGGGAAGAAAUGGUUUGUUUGCUUUUGUUUUUAAGCUGUUCUGGACUGCUGUACCGAAGGACUUCACCCCCGUGUUUUGCCCAUGCAGAAAGGAGAGAUGUAACUCCUUUUUAUUUUGUUCAUGGGCUUUUUUGAUGAAUUGAAUGAUCACAUGCCUUUUUUACAGACUGUAUCACACAAACAUGACACUUUAGGAGCGGGUGCAUCUGUAAUGUUUCUUGGAGCAGCGACGGGCAACAGCACAGAUCUCUGUUAAUACUGACCAGUUUUUAUAUAAAUAGACACAUUGGUGCAAAAUCCAACUGAGAGCAACGGCCAACCGUUUGAACACAGAAAAAAAAGUUUUUUGUUUUUUUUUUGUCCCAAAAAAAGAGAAGCCAACAAAAUGUUUGCCAUAAUAUUGUUUGUUUUCAUACGAAAUGAAAUUGUAGCGCCAUACUCACUUGCCUAUUGUUUUUUUUUAUUUUUAUCAUAUGUCAUACAAAGCAUUUGGGUACCAGUUGGUUUGAAUGGCUAUGAUGUAGGAAAGUUAUUUAAGAGUUAUUAAAUGCUGUCAUGCUGUAAUUUUUGAAUGUUCAGAUCCAUCCUCAAAGAGAAGAAAAAGUGACCCAAUUUCCACAACAAAUCAGAAUUUAUGUUCUUGCAAAUAUUUGCUGCUAAAUAGAGCAGAGAUAUGCAGUAAGCAGAUGGACUGAAGGAAAAAGACCUCAGUUGCCAUGCCAUUUAAAUUAAAAAAAAAAUAACUUUUGAAUUUUAUGUGUGCUCAAAGAAUGUGCUGAUUAGUUUUUUCUUUUUAGUUUUUGCUUUGUCUAUGGAAAAAAAAAUGAAACUGUGAUAUAUACAUUUUAAUGUGUUUGGUUUGCUGUGUUUGCUAGUGAAGGAUACAGGUUAAAUGAAGUAUAAGAAGAAUAUUAUUUCAGAGCCAACGGUUAAAGCAACCCAUUUUUUUCCUUUUCUAUGUGUUUCUUUGGCUUGUUUUGGGGGGACAUUACUUGAAUUAGCUAAGUAUUUUCAUGUUUAGACAGCAUUGUAGGAAGGAUGCUUUCCAAAUGUGUCAAACACCCAACACCCAGCAAUUUGAUUGGCUCACUUUGGUAGUCGUCUAUUUUUGUACAUAUACUUUCAGUUGCCAAAGUCUUUGUUUUAUUUGUAUUUAUCUCAGAAUGGCUUAUGGCAGCUCAUAAUAAUACUGACAGUCGGUUCGUUGCAUAAGUUACACAAAAUCUCACCAAUUUCAGCAAACACAAAUCAUGGAUUCUGGACAAAAAGAGGGGAGUCUCUGUAAAAUAUCCAUAUAAAUAAUGUAUGUAUAUCCAGAUUUUGUAUAUUGCUUUUCUCCCCAAAUUCACUUUGAUUGUGGAAGGUUUUUCGUGAUUGUUUAUCCAUCUGUUGGCGUUUAUCACCGGCAUUGUCUUUAUUGUUAAUGUCUUUGUUUGAAUUUAGGUCCAUGUUUUGUAUCACGUCAAGCUUUCCAUUUUUAUUUUAUUCGUAAAAAGCCAUUGUCUAUUUUUGUAUAAUUUGUAAGUUAAAAAGCAAUUGUUUUCUUUUUGGAAUUUUUUAAUGUAUGGCAAAAAAGUAGCAUCUCAGCAUUUAGUUACGUAGAUUAUAUAUAUAAAUAUAUAUUAUAUAUAUAUAAAUAUAUGAUGAAUAUAUAAAUCUAUAUCUUUUCCUUGAGGCUGACAGAACCUGUACUAUUGUAAUAACAUGCAUGGGCUCUUCUCUGAGAGUGAUGGUUUUAUUUUGUGUGUCAAACCUAGAAGGACGUGUUUGAUGAAGUUUUAAUCCACGCUCUUUUCUUUCCUCUUUUAUUUAUCUGAUUAUUUAUGCCAGCUUAUAGACCUGUCUAUUCCACUCUCUCUCACACAUAUAUCAGUACCAGCAGUAUUGAUGCCUUAACAAUGCAAACCCAUAAGCGUAAAAAUCACUUGUACAGACUUCACAACCACCACUACCAGUAACAGUAGCCACAGAGUUCCUUAAGGGAUUUCUUUCCAGGAAAAAAAAGCACAAAUUGGUCUGUUUUACCUAAAACGAGAAGGGUUAAAUUAAUUAUUUGCCCUUUUUCUGUUGUUUGUAUUAUGAAGGAUAAUGAGAGAGAUUAUAUUUUCUGUGUUGCUAGUGCCAUGGGUUGCACUUUCUUGUUAAUUUAAAGCAAAAGGCUGCCUUUUUUCAUUCGUUUAUGUCCGCUGCGUUCUUGAGAGCUCAAGCCAUAUUCUACAGUGUCACCGUUCACUCUGAGGGGACGUUCGCUUUAGCUGGAGGUGCAUGUGAACCUGCAUGUUUUUGGGUCGUGCCAUAGCACUUUGUAUGGUAUCAUUGAUGUAUUUCUCACCCUGAGCAAAGUGAAUCCAUAUCAGAGCACAAGGCCUUGCCCCCGGAGCUGAGGUUCUGACUCCCAGUCUGUAACGCUGUGACUCGAGUCUAAUUCUACUGUCAGCCGAGUCGGCCCUCGAGGAUCGUCUUCAGGGCUCUUUUAUCAAUGGUUUAAGUGCUGUCUUCUGUAAUGUGUGUCUGCGAUCUGCCAUCUAACAGAAAAAUGGCUUUUAAUAUGCUGAUGUGUGAGGACUUUUGAUCAGAAAUGACUGAUGAUAGACCAUUCAUGAUGUUUUUCUUUUCCAUUUGUGGCUUUGUUAGCAGCUCCAACGCAAUGAAUAAGAUGGACUCCUUAUAAAAUGAAAGCAUUUGAUUGGACACAAGACUCGAACCAAAAAGCUGGUCUCCUUUUUUCCUGUCUCCUAUUCUUGUGUUUGUUUGUUUAAUUUUUUUUUUUUUAUUAUUUUGACUGAAUACACACUGAACCGUUCUAUUGAUAGGAAAACUCAAGACAAAAACUACUGUAUAGAUUGUUAUCAUUUUUGAUGAAAGCUGUAAAAUAACUUUUCAAAGUUCACAAUAUUAAAUUAAAGUUACUUCUUGUCUGUGA
This is a messenger RNA of Carassius gibelio (silver crucian carp), 5466 nucleotides long. It is a transcript of the gene ebf1a, whose product is annotated as EBF transcription factor 1a. Gene Ontology annotation, biological process: regulation of transcription by RNA polymerase II. NCBI's taxonomy places the organism in Eukaryota, Metazoa, Chordata, Actinopteri, Cypriniformes, Cyprinidae. The record is from RefSeq and is a predicted model, not a curated record. The transcript has 17 exons. Bases 551 to 2365 code for a protein of 604 amino acids. Gene Ontology annotation, molecular function: DNA-binding transcription factor activity, RNA polymerase II-specific; RNA polymerase II cis-regulatory region sequence-specific DNA binding.